ACCAGAGAAUCCCCGACAGACACCUCCUCUUCUCAGCAACAAUCGAAGCGAGAAAUUUGCAGAGAAAAAGGUAAGAGAACGGAGAGCUGGUCGGAGCUUCCGUUCGAGGAGAGAAAAGACGAUGAACUCGAACGCCGGCGGCUUCUCCGACGACCUCAUCAACAACCCCCAAACCGACCACCCUCCCGACGUCCUCCUCCCCCACCCUCACCUCCCCCAACCUCCCCCUCCCCAGCAGCAGCAGCAGCGCCGCCCUCGCGGGUUCGCCGCCACCGCCGCGGCCGCCGCGACGGCGGUCCCCGGCAAGGGGAAGAGGGAGAGGGAGAAGGAGAAGGAGCGCACCAAGCUCCGGGAGCGCCACCGCCGCGCCAUCACCAGCCGGAUGCUCGCCGGGCUCCGCCAGUACGGCAACUUCCCCCUCCCCGCGCGCGCGGACAUGAACGACGUCCUCGCCGCCCUCGCCCGCGAGGCCGGCUGGACGGUCGAGGCCGACGGCACCACGUACCGGCAGUCCCCGCCGCCUUCUCAGCUGGCGACAUUUUCUGCUAGGUCGAUGGAUAGCCCUGCGUCUGCGGCUUCUUUGAAGAGUUAUGGUGUUAAGACGACUUUGGAUUCCCAGCCUUCUGCUGUUAUGAGGAUGGACGAGAGCUUGUCCCCUGCUUCUCUUGAUUCCGUUGUGAUUGCUGAGAAGGAUCCGAAGAGUGUGAAAUAUGGCAACGCUAGUCCUAUCAAUUCAGUCAUCGAAUGCUUGGAUGCUGAGCAGCUAAUUCAUGAUGUCAGUUCUGUGGACCAUCAAAAUGUGUUUACAGACACAGAGUUUGUUCCAGUUUAUGUGAAACUAGACGGUACCAUCAACAAUUACUGUCAGCUGGUUGAUCAGGAGGUCGUGAGACAAGAGCUAAAUCAUAUAAAGUCAUUAAAUGCAGAUGGUGUUGUUGUGGAUUGUUGGUGGGGUAUCGUUGAAGGCUGGAAUCCUCAGAGAUAUGUCUGGUCUGGUUAUAGAGAAUUAUUCCACAUCAUCAGGGAAUUCAAGCUGAAACUGCAGGUUGUGUUGGCAUUUCAUGAGUAUGGAGGAAAUGAUUCAGGUGAUUUCUCAGUCUCUCUCCCUCAGUGGGUUCUGGAGAUUGGAAAGGAAAACGAGGAUAUAUUCUUUGCAGACCGCGAAGGAAGGAGAAACACUGAAUGCUUGAGUUGGGGCAUUGACAAAGAACGAGUGCUUAAGGGAAGGACUGCUAUUGAGGUAUAUUUUGAUUUAAUGAGAAGCUUCCGAACAGAGUUUGAUGACUUUUUCUGUGAGGGUCUCAUUACUGCGGUUGAAAUUGGAUUGGGACCAAAUGGGGAACUUAAGUAUCCUUCUUUUCCAGAGAGGAUGGGAUGGAGGUACCCCGGUGUUGGUGAAUUUCAGUGUUAUGAUAAGUAUUUACAGCAAAAUUUGCGGAAAGCAGCUAAAAUGCGUGGGCACUCCUUUUGGGCUAGGGGGCCUGACAAUGCUGGUCAAUAUAAUUCUAGGCCUCAUGAGACAGGGUUUUUCUGUGAACGAGGGGAUUAUGAUAGCUAUUAUGGGCGUUUCUUCCUCCACUGGUAUGCACAGACUCUGAUGGACCAUGCUGAUAGCGUUCUGUCCCUUGCUAAUCUUGCAUUCGAGGAGGCUAAUAUCAUUGUAAAGGUUCCUGCAGUUUAUUGGUGGCACAAGACAGCUAGUCAUGCAGCAGAGUUAACAGCAGGAUACUAUAACCCUACGAAUCAGGAUGGCUAUUCUCCUGUUUUUGAAGUUCUUAAGAGACAUUCUGUGACACUGAAGUUUGUUUGCUUGGGUUUACAUAGUCAGGAAAUUGAUGAAAGUUCUGCAGAUCCAGAAGGUUUAAAUUGGCAGGUUUUAAAUUCUGCAUGGGAUCGAGGUUUAGCAGUAGCAGGCGAGAAUGCACCAUCAUGUUAUGAUAGAGAUGGGUUCAUGAGAAUAGUUGAAAUGGCAAAGCCAAGAAAUGAUCCUGAUCGCCACCAUUUCUCAUUCUUCGUGUAUCAUCAGCCAUCUUCUCUAGUUCAAAGCGCAAUGGGUUUCUCAGAGCUGGACUUUGUCAUCAAAUGCAUGCGUGGAGGAAUUCUGGAAGAUCUACUACCAUGUUGAAGCAUUGACUACGCCACAUUGUAUGCUCGCGAAUAGGCAAAUACCCCUUAGAAAGAUGUAUUACCAUGUUAAUGCAUCGAACAGGGCACUACCUUCUUCCCCAUUUCUUUGGAAGUUUGAUUCAUAUCCACAUCGGUUCCAGCUGUCGGGACCAAUGCCCAGCCAUCUGGGGAGAAGCAAGAGUAAAAUAUUAGCAGAAGUAGCAGAGUCUUCUGACCUUUUCGGCUUCCCUCAACUUACGUCUUUGAUCGUAGCUAAGUUUUAUCUCAACCUUAAGAGGGAGCCUGGACAGAUGCCGGAAGGAUAUGUUUUCUUUGUUUAGGCAACGUAAUGAAGUACGAAACAGAGGGAACUUGCUAGGA
Eucalyptus grandis is the source of this 2487-nucleotide messenger RNA. RefSeq names its product beta-amylase 8. The transcript is spliced from 10 exons. Lineage: Eukaryota; Viridiplantae; Streptophyta; Magnoliopsida; Myrtales; Myrtaceae. The record is from RefSeq and is a predicted model, not a curated record. Gene Ontology annotation, biological process: polysaccharide catabolic process. Gene Ontology annotation, molecular function: beta-amylase activity. Bases 122 to 2125 code for a protein of 667 amino acids.